UGUGUGGGGGGGGUAGCUGUCACCUGUCUCUAUUUAAACACACAGUUCUCUGUCAGAAAAGUGAACGUUGAUCCCUUCUAUCGAUGUGGACUUUUGCCAUAUCAUCUUACACUGCGAUAGGACGGUGUUAAACGUGAUAAUUUAAAAAUCAUGCUGUAUUUAGACAGGAAGCACGAUCCAACCUGGUGGUCUUUGAAAUUAGACGACAAAGAAUUGAAUUUUUCGAAAUGGAAUUUCAGCAAUGGACAGAAAAUAUGGGAACGAGUACCAGAUUGGGAAAUGGCAGUAAAAAUUUUAGUGUGGUUACCCAUCGCAAUUGUCGGAUUAAUAGGAAAUUCUACUAUUAUAAUAGUCAUGAUUCGAAUCAAAGCCAUCAGAACGUGUACUAAUUAUUUUUUUCUCAAUAUGGCCAUUGCCGAUUUAAUUACCAUUUUGAUAUCUUCGUGGACGAUUUUAAUCAUUGAUUUCUAUCAAAAUUAUGCACUUGGACCGUUUUUUUGCCGUGCUGAAGGAGCCAUACAAAUCACAUGUCUUCUAUCAAGUGUAUUCUCCUUGGUUGCCAUAUCGUGUGACAGAUUACUAGCUGUGACCUUCCCUCUAAUUCCUAGAUUAAAUAAGAAGAAAGCACUCGUUUUAAUUAUUUUAAUUUGGUUAAUUUCUUUGAUAAUCUCAUCGCCUACAAUCUUCAAUAGAUCGUGGCACACCAGACAAUGGGCUGAUUAUCUAGAGGUAAAACAUUAAUAAAACAUUAAAG
Messenger RNA from Centruroides sculpturatus (bark scorpion), 754 nucleotides. RefSeq names its product substance-K receptor-like. The record is from RefSeq and is a predicted model, not a curated record. The transcript has 2 exons. Gene Ontology annotation, molecular function: G protein-coupled receptor activity. Bases 151 to 741 code for a protein of 196 amino acids. NCBI's taxonomy places the organism in Eukaryota, Metazoa, Arthropoda, Arachnida, Scorpiones, Buthidae. Gene Ontology annotation, cellular component: membrane. Gene Ontology annotation, biological process: G protein-coupled receptor signaling pathway.